Oldenlandia corymbosa var. corymbosa is the source of this 1807-nucleotide messenger RNA. NCBI's taxonomy places the organism in Eukaryota, Viridiplantae, Streptophyta, Magnoliopsida, Gentianales, Rubiaceae. The record is from the annotation of a GenBank genome assembly.
UUAAUGUUGUAGGAUCCACAUCUUUUUUUCAAUUUUUUUCUUCAACAUUGAUCACUAGCCACCUUAUUCCUCCUUAUAUAUGAGUGCUUCUCCUCAAGAACAGCCUGAAAAAUCAUAGCAAAUUUUGCAUAAUCAUUUCUCCAACUUAUAGUCUCUUUAUUAAUUCUUCUUAUAAUCUCUUCUCAACAUAUAUAAUUUCUCCAACUUCUCCAUCAUCUUUAUUUCCACAUUCAAAAAACCAUGGAAGCUCAUUAUGAAGAAAACUUAGCCAAUCGAGUUGCAUCAUUUUCAUACUACCUCAAGCCUGGUGAUCAAGAGAACUUUGUGCAAAAACUAAAUGGUCUUCAUCAUAUUAAAGAUGAUGAUCCUCUUCCUACAAUUUUCUCACACCAACAGUCACCUCGAAAAAAAUCACCAAUCAUCAAACCAUCCCAAAAUGUAAAAAUCUCACAACCCAUUGAAACCCAAGAAAAUAUUUUGUUUAGGGUCAUCAAAUCACAACAAGUUCAUGAUAUCGAUGAAGCUGAAUAUUCAUCAGCGACAAAUCAUCAUCUUCAAAGAACCAGUUCUUCUUCCCACAAUGGUGAAAUUGGAGUAUUCGGAGCUGACAAGUACUUUAACACGCCAUUGGAGUGCGACACAGCGAUGGAAAAUGAACUCGAAAACAACCAGGUUCCGGUUGAUCUUCCGGGAUUAAACCUAAACUUUAGGCCAAAAACUCCAAGUAUGUCUUCCGAGGCAAGUAGCUGGAACAGUCAAGCUGCCCUGCUACGGAAUCUUUCUCAAAGAGGUAUGUCGCAACAAGCAAGGGCACCAAGAAGGGCGAAUAGGAGGCGAAUUUUCGCCACUUUCGGAUGCAGUGGACAGUGUUUGGAGAAAGGAUCAGUUUCGAUUGCAGAAACUCCACAAAAAGAAACCAGAAGAAGAUUAGACCAUUUUGCAUUCCCUGUCUUGAACAAUAACGAUCCACAGCGUAUUGCGCAAGUUAAGAAGCCACCAUUAUUGGAAGGAUUCAUCGAGGCGCCGCGAAAAUCAUUGGAGGUUUUCGGAUCAGGAAGGAUGAAAAAUGGUGACAUUAUUGCCAAGAAUUUGGCUAGGAAUUUGUCAAUGCUAACUUGGGAUGCAAUCCCAAAAUCAAAAAUUGCUUCCACUACUACAAUAGGAAGUACAACAAUAUGUCAUGAUCAGGACAUGACUAGUGAUGCGAGUUCCGAUCUGUUUGAAAUCGAGGACUUAACUGGUGGAUAUGGGAUUUUGAGCAAUAAUAAUAUGGAAGAUGAUAAUCAAGAAAUUGAAGGGAUUAAUCAUCAUGGAAAUGAGUAUGCACCAAGUGAGGCUAGUAUUGAAUGGAGUGUUGUCACAGCUAGUGCUGCUGCUGAUUUUUCAUCUGUCAUAUCUGAUUAUGAUGAAAAGUAUGUUGGCAUUUCGGGUGAACAAAUGAUCCACAGUAGAAAUAAUAAUAAUUCAAGUAGUCACAGGAAUUUUAAGGCCAAAAAUCUAGAGGGCAAGGAAGCACAAAGAGGCCGACCUGGAGGGCUUUUGGGUUGCAAGAGUCAUAAGGCUGUGAAUGUUGUUGAGAGCACUGUUGUGCCUAAGUCUAGGGUUGUGGAAAGGUAUUGACUUUAGUUUGUUGCAAUAUGGUGAAAUUAUUGUUUGAUAUCCAAUCAACUUUUUCGUGUUUCACUUGUAUGUAUUAGUAGUAAAACGAUUGUCUUUUUAAUAAAAAAAAUAGUUGGUUUGCAACUUGAAAUUAUAGUAUUACUAGUUAUGAUAACUUUUUGAUGGAGAGAAAAUAAGAUAGUGCGGG